AUGUCGCAGGAGCUCCAGACGCUCAACGAGCAGCUUAGCCACGAGGAAAGUCAGCCCGAUGCUUUGUUUGCCGAGUCCAACCACUCUGCAAAUAACAAGUCUGGCAAGCCCAGACGAAUGGCAUGUGUGGAAUGCCGACAACAAAAGAGCCGGUGCGACGCCCACGAGCGCCAUCCGUCUCCGUGUACCCGGUGCUCCAAGAAGGGCUUGAAGUGCGAUCUCAAGUCCGGGUACAAAAGAACGUACAAAAGAGCUCGAAUUGCUCAGAUAGAACGGGAGUUUUCUGAACUCAAAAAGACCUUGACCACCGCCCAGGCAUCCGAGCUCUUCAGUAAAAUCCCCACGCUCUCACAGGUCCAGGAGUUGCGUGACACUGACGGAGACUUCAGCGAGAGCUAUUCGCUGCCGCAACCACAGUCUCAUGGUGCUCACCCACAGGGAAUCACCCACACCACGGGAGACACCAAUCUGUCUUCCAUUCCCAAUACCCCUUCCAUCAACCGCAACAUCGAGAUGUAUGCAAAGGAGCCGAGCGAGCCGUCCGAAUUGGUGGUGGUGCCCGAGUAUAUACUUUUUUGUGGUGAGAAAACCUUGGACACCAUCACCCUCCAGCCCGAUACCAUCAAACUGUUGUACUUGGAAUAUGUACACCACUACCACCCGAUCUUGCCGGUGGUGGACGUGAUGAAGGGCCCCGAAAAGAUCUAUAAGUUGUGUCCAGCGUUGUUCUGGGUGAUCAUGUUUGUGUCGCUCAGAAGAAUCUACAACGACCCCAGCAGAGAACUCCUUGUACGUCUUUCACCCGUCAUCAAAGACAUCUUGGCCGAGAUCACCAUUUCGCCUAUCACCAGGUACAACCCCACCGAGGAAGACGAGCCGAUUUUGAACGCCUGCUCCGUGUACUCGGUCCAGGCAUUUUUGAUAUAUACCUACUGGCCUCCAAUAACCUCGUCAUUGAGUGCCGACACCUCAUGGAACACCAUUGGACUCGCUCUUUUUCACGCCAUCCGCAUUGGCUUGAACGCCCCGGUGGUAAACUCGAGCAACCCCAAAACUCCUCAACAACUUUCCAUGGCCCACGAGCAAACUAAAACAUGGAUUCUAUGUAAUAUAGUGUCACAGACCAUCGCCACCGCGUUCGGGUUCCCUGCGUUUGUGCAGUUUGACUCUUCCAUCUGGUCACCAUUGCGGACCAGCAGUCCUAUCAAAAUCCCUAAAUCCAUCCGCUUCAUGUUGGAAAUCGCCCUGUUUGAGGAUCAGGCCACCAAAACCCUCAACUCCAACCCCAUUGAUCCCUACGGGCUCAUCGACCCCACCGAACGGUUGCCGUUGUUGAAGGUGUUGUUGAGGCAGCUCGAUGAGCUCGAAUUCAAAUUGGUCGAUGAGCUUCCCAGCAGCGAAAGCUACCGAAAGUUCCAACUUCUCCUGGCCCGGGUUCACUUGUUGACGUACUACUUCAUGGACUCGUCUCGCAUAGCUCUUUUUGAAUUGCAAAAAGGGUUGGUACGGUUAUACAAUGCAGCCAUUGCCUUGAUCAACUUUGCCCAUCUCUGUUCCACCAGAGACAAGAACUUCAUCAAGUAUUUGCCCGGGGUGUACGUGUUGAGCAUCUGGCAGGCCUCGUGUAUCAUUGCCAAGUUGGCCCAUUCACCUUUGAAGCAGUACAUUGAUUUGGGGUCUGGUAAGCAGUCGUAUCAAGCAGCCAUUACACUUGCAGCCAAAGCUUCGAUUUUAAAACACGACAUGGCCCACCGACUGAGUGGCAUCAUGCGGAACAUGUGGCAGGUGCUUCGAACUCUCGACGAAAAGAAGCUUAGCACUUUGACCAUCGAUGUACGGAGUCGAAUGGCAGCCUCUGCGUUUUUUGACUGUCUUUAUGUGUUACGAGACCAGGUGGGAAUGUUGAAGCUCAACAAUCGAAAUGAUCUGACGGAGCCCACGAACGGAGAAGACAACGAUGAUGGUGGCUCCAACGAGGACGAUGAAGAAUACGGGUAUCAAGAAGAAGCUCUUGAGUCUGACGAAGAACGGCGUGAGGUGCUGCAGAAAUCGACUCCCAGCAGCUCCAACUCCAGCAAGGCCCGCAAGCUCCGGUCGCUUUCCAAUACUGUAAACGCCGAGCUGAAGGCUCGGAAAAUCAUCAGAACCAUCCCCUUGGAUCCACAACCGAUUUCUGCCAAUAACAAACGCAGCAAUAUUUUCAAGGUCAUAGAUAACUCCAACGACUCGUCCCCACAGGUGCGUAGUGAACCGUCCGAUGAUCGAAACAUGGUGGCCCGUGGGAAGGCAGAGGAUUUCCGGUCGCUCACGAACUCUCCUCCACCAUUGUUCACGAACAACCACAGAAUGGCCAUUACGGGAAAUACCAUUCGAUCUCAGAACAGAGGCUUCCAGUCGUCCCAGGUUGGGGACUACGCAGCCCCGGUGGCUCGCACGCCCGUGGAACUGCGGCGUACGGAUGAGUUGGCCCAUAUGGUGCUCAAUGAGCUGCCGCUCCAGGGUGGACUUGAGAACUUGGAGAUGGACGUACUCGAUAUCAACAGUGAUUUGUUGUGGAAGGAUGUGGACAGCGUGAUGAACGACUUUGGUUUCCAUGCCAAUUAG
Yamadazyma tenuis ATCC 10573 is the source of this 2604-nucleotide messenger RNA. RefSeq names its product leucine-responsive transcriptional regulator (gene LEU3). NCBI's taxonomy places the organism in Eukaryota, Fungi, Ascomycota, Pichiomycetes, Serinales, Debaryomycetaceae. Gene Ontology annotation, cellular component: nucleus. Gene Ontology annotation, molecular function: zinc ion binding; DNA-binding transcription factor activity, RNA polymerase II-specific; transcription cis-regulatory region binding. Gene Ontology annotation, biological process: regulation of DNA-templated transcription. The record is from RefSeq and is a predicted model, not a curated record.